AUGGGUUUGAUCGGUGAGACUGUGGAUUCUAUCAAAUCUCUUCAGAUCCGUCAGGUCCUCACUCAGGGUGUUAGUCUUGGCAUGAUUGUUACGUCUGCACUGAUAAUAUGGAAGGCAUUGAUGUGCAUCACCGGCAGUGAAUCUCCUGUUGUUGUUGUUCUUUCUGGAAGUAUGGAACCGGGAUUCAAGCGGGGGGACAUCUUGUUCUUACACAUGAGUAAGGAUCCAAUUCGCGCAGGGGAGAUUGUUGUAUUUAAUGUAGAUGGACGAGAGAUUCCGAUCGUUCAUCGUGUAAUUAAGGUACACGAAAGGGGGGAUAAUGGAGAGGUUGAUGUCCUCACAAAAGGAGAUAACAAUUACGGCGAUGACAGGCUUCUGUAUGCUCAUGGUCAGCUGUGGCUGCAAAGGCACCACAUUAUGGGUAGAGCCGUCGGGUUCUUACCUUAUGUUGGCUGGGUGACAAUUAUCAUGACCGAAAAACCUAUCAUCAAGUAUAUUCUCAUUGGUGCUUUGGGGUUGCUCGUGAUAACUUCGAAAGAGUAA
Molecule: messenger RNA, 543 nt
Organism: Lathyrus sativus (Indian pea)
Lineage: Eukaryota; Viridiplantae; Streptophyta; Magnoliopsida; Fabales; Fabaceae
Source: the annotation of a GenBank genome assembly